Molecule: messenger RNA, 912 nt
Organism: Lepus europaeus (European hare)
Lineage: Eukaryota; Metazoa; Chordata; Mammalia; Lagomorpha; Leporidae
Gene: GJD3
Product: gap junction protein delta 3
Exons: 1
Coding region: 34-912 (292 amino acids)
Biological process (GO): cell communication
Cellular component (GO): connexin complex
Source: RefSeq, a predicted model, not a curated record
UUGCGCCUUCCAGCCCGCUGUGUCCCCAGCGCCAUGGGCGAGUGGGCGUUUCUGGGGUCGCUGCUGGACGCUGUGCAGCUGCAGUCGCCGCUCGUGGGCCGCCUCUGGCUGGUGGUCAUGCUCAUCUUCCGCAUCUUGGUGCUGGCCACGGUGGGCGGCGCCGUGUUCGAGGACGAGCAGGAGCAGUUCGUGUGCAACACGCUGCAGCCGGGCUGCCGCCAAACCUGCUACGACCGCGCCUUCCCCGUCUCGCACUACCGCUUCUGGCUCUUCCACAUCCUGCUGCUCUCCGCGCCGCCCGUGCUGUUCGUCAUCUACUCCAUGCACCAGGCCGGCAAGGAGGCGGGCGGCGCGGAGGCGGCGGCGACGGCGGCGGAGGUGGAGACGCCGGCGCGCGGGCCCCGCGCCCCCCGUGCCCGCGCCGCGCACCGCUGCUACCUGCUCAGCGUGGCGCUGCGCCUGCUGGCCGAGCUGGCCUUCCUGGGCGGCCAGGCGCGGCUCUACGGCUUCCGCGUGGCCCCGCACUUCGCGUGCACCGGCCCGCCCUGCCCGCACACGGUCGACUGCUUCGUGAGCCGGCCCACCGAGAAGACCGUCUUCCUGCUCUUCUACUUCGCCGUGGGGCUGCUCUCGGCGCUGCUCAGCGUGGCCGAGCUGGGCCACCUGCUCUCCAAGGGCCGCCCGCGCGCCGGGGAGCGCGACAACCGCUGCAACCGCGCGCACGAGGAGGCGCAGAAGCUGCUCCGGCCGCCGGCCCCGCCGGCCCCGCCGGCCCCGCCGGCCCCGGGCGCCGGCCCGGACCCGUACGCGCCGCCCGCCUAUGCGCACCGGGCGCCGGCCAGCGCCGGCGAGGGCGGCAGCGCGCGCAGCAAAGCGUCCCUGGCCACCGUCCGCCAGGACCUGGCCAUCUAG